GAGAGAGAAAGUAACUCCAGGACGAGACCGGAGCGACCCGCGCAGCGAGCAUAGGCGGCGAGGCUGCGCCGGGCACCCGAGACCGGCGGCAGCGGGGGGCGGGGGCUGCGUCCGAGCCCGAUCCGCCGCUCCGGCUCCGAGCAGUGGUCUCGGGAAAAAGGGUCGUUGUCCAGCACAGAUGCGUUUGUCCAAGGGAGCAGUGGAGAUUCGGGUCAAGGCGUAACGAACGCCUGGGGCUUCCAAUGAUACUCUGGGCAGCCAUGGAAGCCUAGAUGCCUCACCGGAAGGAGCGGCCGAGUGGGUCCUCACUUCACGCACACGGCAGUACCGGCACCGCGGAGGGAGGAAAUAUGUCCCGGCUGUCUCUCACCCGGUCGCCUGUGUCUCCCCUGGCUGCCCAGGGGAUCCCACUGCCAGCUCAGCUAACCAAGUCCAAUGCACCUGUGCAUAUCGAUGUGGGCGGCCACAUGUACACCAGCAGCUUGGCCACACUUACCAAGUACCCCGAUUCCAGAAUAAGCCGGCUCUUCAAUGGCACUGAACCCAUCGUCCUGGACAGUUUGAAGCAACAUUAUUUCAUCGACCGGGAUGGGGAGAUUUUCCGCUAUGUCCUGAGCUUCCUGAGGACAUCAAAACUGCUGCUCCCAGAUGACUUCAAGGACUUCAGCCUGCUCUAUGAAGAGGCACGAUACUACCAGCUGCAGCCCAUGGUGCGCGAGCUGGAGCGUUGGCAGCAGGAGCAGGAGCAGCGUCGCCGCAGCCGGGCCUGCGACUGCCUGGUGGUGCGCGUCACGCCUGACCUGGGGGAGCGCAUCGCGCUCAGCGGAGAGAAGGCUCUCAUCGAAGAGGUCUUCCCUGAGACCGGGGACGUCAUGUGCAACUCCGUUAACGCCGGCUGGAACCAGGACCCCACGCAUGUCAUCCGCUUCCCGCUCAACGGCUACUGCCGCCUCAACUCCGUGCAGGUCCUGGAGAGGCUGUUCCAGAGGGGUUUCAGCGUGGCUGCAUCCUGCGGGGGUGGCGUGGACUCUUCCCAGUUCAGCGAGUAUGUGCUUUGCCGGGAGGAGCGGCGACCGCAGCCCACCCCGACUGCUGUCCGGAUAAAGCAGGAGCCCCUGGACUAGGCUCUGCCUCAGUGCUCAUCUGAGGCCUCUCAGCCCUGGGUCACCCCCAGGGACCUGGAAACAGUUCUGGGGAGUCCUGCCUGUGUGCUUAGCAGUGGGCAUGAGACUGAGGGUGGGGCUGGAGGGCUUCCUCCCAGGGAGCACCAGGGCCCCAGGUGUCGUGGCAACAGAAUGUGGGAUGCUGGAGGCAUGCCCACCAAAGGACUGUUGAUGUGACCUGGAGAUGCUGUGGCUGGAACUCCACUGCCCGCUCUCCGAGCCCCUUGCUUCCCAGCCCGGUACAGUGUCCUCUGAGGCUCAGGGACCUGCCGAGGCAGGGUUAGCAGAGGCAUCCCCAGCCACUCCAGAGCAGCUGAUUCUCCUUCUCCACUCACGGCAGACUCUGACAGGUCUCCUUGCUUCAGAGAUGGCUUAUUUUUCUACAGUAUUUAAAAUGGAAGUAACUGUCACUGCACAAGUCAAAGAGGCCAACAAGGACCAAGCCUUCUUUAUCUGGUGCUCAGUUCUCAGUUGGACGUGCAGCAAGCCUGUAUGGUGGAUGAGCUGCAGGGUGCUCAGGCCCAGCUGGGGUUCUGGGGACAGAUGCGGAGAGGACAAUGCUACAGGAGCUGAAGCAGGGCCCCCAAGGGGCAGGCUUUUGGGAGGAGGGCUGUGGGGGCUGGGUGGCUCUGUACCCAUUUAGACCCUCUCCUUUGCUGCUGUCCAGGGCUCAAGCUGUAUUUGGUGGGUCACCUGACCUACUCGUGCCCAGGGGCUUCCAAUCCCAUCUGCAUGUACUCACCUGGGUCCCUUGAGAAGUCUCUCACCAUCCAGACCAGCCAUGGGGCUGCACCUUACCUCAGGAAUGGGCCUCAUCACAAAGAGGCCCAUCUGUCAGCAGCAUCCUCUGGGUCCCCAGCUCAGGGAGCCACCCCCAGCUCCAGUUUUUCCACACUAAUAUGCACAUUGAGUUUUAAUUAAACUCGUAAUGCUAGCCUGCCUGUGAGACCUGGGCAUGGGUGUAUCUAGUGCUCUUGACCCCAGGUUCCAAUGAGGACUGACCCUGAGAGGUCCUCACAAACCUGCUGCCUCCCAGACAGGCCCAAAGAUGGACACCCCUGGCCUUGUCACACUUCCCCAUGUGCUGGCUCCUCCUGAGUGGAGAAACUGCAGAGAUCUGGUGGGUGGGGUGCCCAGUUGGCACUGCCCUGUGUAUAAUGCCUGUAGACUUGUACAUGACUCCUUUAAUAUUGUAAAGAUGCUGAUGUACAAUUGCCGUGUGUUUGUGUAAACACAUUACGUUCUAGUUCAUGCCAUAAAUGAUGCUAUAAAGCAAAAGACUGAGGCUCCAUCCUGUGCAGAAGCAGCAGCCGGGUUCCCACAUUUGAUGUUGUGCAGGGAGGUUUGGGGGUGGAAUUCCUCCCUCAGGUCCUUUAGUUCAAAUCCAGGAAUAACCAGCAGUGGUAGCUGGGGGAGGGGCGGGGGCCUGAGCUGGGUGUUAUUUAUUGCAUUUGGGUAUUUCUUAGCUGCUUCUGCCUGUCCCCUCUGGGCAACACAGAUUCUGAAUUCCGAUUCACAGCCCCUAACCAGAUGCAAACAGGGAAAGGCAGACAGAAGGUUUCUGGGAGCUUUUGAACCUAGUCUUAAAUGUUUGGGAUUUUCCUCUCUCAAUCUCUUUUGGUUGGAGGUGAUAUUCUCUUUAGAAUUCCAUACAACCACAUAAGAAGGUGGCAGGCCGUGGAUUAGGCCCACCAGGGGGACAACCGUGCAGCCAACAUGAGAACUACAGAUUGCCUAAGCAAACUGGAUCUGAAGAGCCAAGGGGAGGAGUCUAAAUAUGUCAUACAGGCCCCCCCAUUUUAAUGAAGCUUUUUGUAUUUUUCUUCAAAGCCCCUAUGUUCUAACCCAUGAGGACCUUUAUAUGCCUGAUAAAGUCUACCAGACUUGACCUGCCUGGGAGCACCGGAGCAGAGACCAGCAGCUUCCUGUCUGAAUCCCACUACACAAUCUAAUCUGCUGGACAGACUUGCUAGGCUUCUCCUCUGCUUAGCAACACGCCUACUGCUGGCACAUCUGCAUUUUGGCUCACAUCUGAGGAGGAGAAAGUGUUGUGUUUAUUAGGAAGGAAGUCUUAUGAAAACAGCUCAAUGCCAUGUGUGUUUAUGGAUUUUUCUGGCAUAAUAGCAGGGGUACUGAUGGGUUGAGAUUCUUUAACAUUCUCAGACUUUUUGAGCCUUUUCAAAAAAAGAAAGGGGGAGGAGAGUAACUAUCUUAUUAAAAUGUCACUCUUUACCCAUUAAGUAAAAUCAAAAGGUAUGAUUUUAUGCAAUUUUGUUGUUUUAUUUUAUGUGGUGCUGGGAAUUGAACCCAAGGCCUUGUGCAUGCCUGGCAAGUGCUCUACCACUGAGCUGCACCCCCAACCCAUGAAGUAUCAUUUAACAUCAACUGGGGAGUUUCUGAAUUUGUAGGGAAAUACUAUGUUCCCAGAGUAAUUCUCUCAUUCUCAUAUGCCUCGUCUCCAUAAACAGUAAGUACAAAUUAUCCAUUCCUUAAAGCAUUUCUACUCUUCCUGGAGUAGUCUUUUGAAGAAAUAACAGCAGUAUCAAUGUUAACUUCUGCUCUUCCACAAACCUCAAAAUUAAUUAUUCUUAAACAAAAGCAACUGGACAGAGCUGUGCCCACGCUGUUUCCCACCAAACUAAUGCCAGUGCAGAGAACCAGGCAAAGCCACAGUAGGCAUCUUCCGCUGCUGUCCCCUCACAUGGGCUCAAAUAUAGGUCACAACACUAAUAAUAUCUUUUUUAAAGUGUGUGUGCGUUAUUUUUUUUUUUUUAAAGCUACUACUUGACUGUGUUCCUUAGAAUAAAUAAAGGAUAUUUUAUAAAUUAUA
Messenger RNA from Sciurus carolinensis (gray squirrel), 3993 nucleotides. It is a transcript of the gene Kctd15, whose product is annotated as potassium channel tetramerization domain containing 15. The transcript has 7 exons. Lineage: Eukaryota; Metazoa; Chordata; Mammalia; Rodentia; Sciuridae. The record is from RefSeq and is a predicted model, not a curated record. Gene Ontology annotation, molecular function: protein binding. Gene Ontology annotation, biological process: protein homooligomerization. The coding region runs from base 273 to 1124 and encodes 283 amino acids.